UCGUGAAGGAAGCAGGUUUUCUUUUGGCCAACAUGAAAACUAAAAGAAAAAGAACAUUCCGGAACCGAUAAACGGUCGACGAACCGACAAGCCACACCUUCCAGUGGGUUCAUGAGGUCAGGCGGGUCAGUUUCUUUUUUUUUCUUUAUCUUGCCUCAUAUCUAGCGAGUCGAACCUUUGAUACCUACGGAAGAAACAUUUGUUAUAAGUUCAGCCGCGUCUGCGUGUGAAGGUUAUUUGUGAUCAGGAAGCCGCCGUCUUCGCACGGUUAAGUUGACCGGUUAAGGGACAUGGAAAGGCCGGGAAGGUGUUCCUGCUCAUGGGCGGCGUGGACCCCGUUUUCAGCACAAGGCUGUAUCGCAACACCGAGCCAGGUGUGACUGUAUCCGCCGUCUAUAUUUGCAAGGAAAACAAUCCAGAACUGCAAGUGUACAUGCAGAGGGCAUUCGACUUUAAUUGGUUCUUCUAUGUGGGCCUGCGGCGAGACACCAGAACGUGGUGGUACGCCAGUUAUGGCGACCCCCACCCCAGUGCUGCCAUGCGGGGUCCGAACGUCAACUUGCGAGUCGGGGACCUUCUGCUCGUGCAGUUCCGGUUCCUGGGCAACGGUGAAUGUGAGGUCUCCAUCAACAUGAAGCUGGUGGGCAGAUAUACCAUUGGUGGCACUCUGACAUGGUAUAGGACUGUCGUUGCCACCGGCGUGGCUCUCACCGAGUUCCACGUCACUCAGUCAACUGAUACGUAUCCGUCUCGUGUGUUUGUUAAUGGGGAGCAUGAGGAGAGCCAUCCCAUGGCUCCAGGGCAGGUCAUAGCUGGUUCUUUGAUCGUAGCAAGUGGACGGGCAAAAGACCCUGCAACUGAUUUGGGCGUGACGUUCGUCUACGAGGACGAAGGCUCCAGAUCCAUAUCACUGGGUGCUGCGCCACCUCUUAACCAGGAGGCAGUCAUCGGCUUAAUGUUCACGCCGACACAAGUGAUAACAUCAGCUGACGUGGGCGGGACAACAGAGACUCCCUACAACAUAACGACAGGCAGAAUUAAAAGCCUCUACUUUUCUAACCUGGAAGUGCUAGACUUGGGAUUUGUCUGGACCUGAAUUAACUACCGGUUUCUGCAGCAAUGGCCAUUCCAUAGUGUGAAACAGCAACACAUUGCAGGAUAUCAGAAAUCGAAACUUCGUUUAUAUCACGUAAUUAAGAGAACACGUCUGUGGUAUGUAACGCACACGAGUCGAAUAAAAAGCAAACACUUUGAAAGUAC
Ornithodoros turicata is the source of this 1260-nucleotide messenger RNA. RefSeq lists its product as uncharacterized. The coding region runs from base 320 to 1096 and encodes 258 amino acids. The transcript is spliced from 7 exons. The record is from RefSeq and is a predicted model, not a curated record. Lineage: Eukaryota; Metazoa; Arthropoda; Arachnida; Ixodida; Argasidae.